This is a messenger RNA of Schistosoma spindalis, 4532 nucleotides long. The record is from the annotation of a GenBank genome assembly. NCBI's taxonomy places the organism in Eukaryota, Metazoa, Platyhelminthes, Trematoda, Strigeidida, Schistosomatidae.
GAAAUUUAAAACGAAUAAAAUCUCCCCAACUGAUAAAUCACUAGAUAGUGACCAUUAUCAUGUUCAUCUAAUCGAUUAAGUUUUAGUGUGACCACUAAUCUAAGAGACACAAAAUAGAUAGAAUUUAAUCAGGAUUAGGUAAAUACAGUACUAGGGACUAAUCAGCAAUUAAUCAAGCAUAAAUAUCUCAGUCCUACGAGGAAUCAGUUACAGACUAAAGAAAUAUGUCAUAACAUGUUAGACUUCGACACUAGAUAUUAUAGAUUUAACUUCCAUAGGGAGCAUCAUUGCGUUUUGAAAGUGCCUAAAAUUCCUAGAUAGAGCACAUUAAUUAAACAUCGAAAAUGUUAGUUACCGUUGCGACUUCUCUUUUUUCUUCGAUAUUUUUCUUUUUUUUUUUGGUUAGAAUUAAUGAUAUUAAUAAUCAUUAAUGCUAUUCUUUUCCCUUAUAUAUUUAGCUCAAACAUUAUUAUUUCCUGGCCUUACUCCAACUAUUUUUAAUUUACCUUCAUGUUUAACUUGUACAAAUACAUUAACACCAAUAAAAUCAAUAACGGAUCAAUUAAUCAAUGAAAAAGGUGAACAAAAUGAAAUAAAAGAAGAACUUUUUACAAAGAUUACUAAAUCAAUUUAUUUACAUCAAAAUGAAUUGAAUAAUAAUACUACUAAUAAUACUAAUAAUAAUAGUAAUAUUAAUAAUAAUCCCUCAACUAUAAUAAAUAAGAUAAUAAAUCCAACUGAAUUAAUAUUGAAUUAUGCAACAAAUUAUUAUUUACAUGGAAAUCAUCAAUCAUUCAAUAAUAAAUGUUUAACAGAAGAAGAUAUUAUUGAAGGAGAAGAAGGGGAUGAUAUGAAAAAAGAUGAAAUUUCUACAUGUACUAGUCCUGAUGAAACAAUAUUAAAAGAAUUUGAUAAUGAACUAUCUUCAAAACGUGUUGAUUCAUCUGACACGGAACAAUUAGACUUAAAAACAACUUCAUUAUGGUUAACAGAAUCUGAUAUACAUUCUAUACCAAAUCUAGUUGAAUCCAUUAAAAAAUACUGCUCAAAUGAUGAAUGUGGUUUUGAUGUAUGUCGAUCAUCUAAACUGAGAGAACAUUAUCAUUGUAGUAUAUGUAAUAAGAUUAUUCUACGACGUGAAGAAAUGAUAAGACAUGCUAAAUGGCAUAGAAAACGUGAAGAAAGUAUGCAAUAUGGAUUUAUGCGUUAUAGUCCAUGUGAUGAUUGUACCAUUAUUUCUUGUCCACAUAAUGGACGUCAAACACAUUAUCAUUGUAUGCAAUCAAAUUGUGACAAGGUAUAUGUCAGUACAUCAGACGUACAAAUGCAUGCAAAUUAUCAUCGUAAAGAUGCUGUUAUUAUACAAGAGGGUUUUCAACGAUUUCGUGCAACAGAAAAUUGUGGUAUUACCAAAUGUCCAUUCUAUAAAGAAUGUACCACACAUUUUCAUUGUCGACGUAAUAAUUGUCAUUUUACAUUUAAAAAUAAAGCUGAUAUGGAAAAACAUAAAGUACAUCAUCAGAAAAAUGAUAGAUUUGCACAAGACGGAUUUCGUCGUUAUAUAAAAUGUGAAAAUUGUGAUUUUCCCGAUUGUCAAUAUUCUGGCGUAAUAAACCAUAUUCAUUGUAUUCGACCAGGAUGUGAUUAUGUAAUACAUUCAUCUAGUCAAAUUAUGUCACAUAAACGAAAACAUGAUAGACGAUUUGCUACAUUUUCACCUAAAUACAUAAAUAUGUUAUGUCAUGAUGAUGUAAAUCAAACAUUUUCUCCAUCUAAUCAAACCAAUAAUAAUAAUAAUGAUUUAAUCAGUACUAAUGAAAAUAAAAUCAAUAAAGUUGAUUUCAAUAUUGAUCUCAAUACAAUUGAUCCAUUAGAAAUAAAUACUCCUAUAAAUAAUUUAAAACAAUCAUUUCAUAAUGAAUUUAAAUUAUUACAAACAGAUUUAAAUAGUAAUUUUAAUGAUUUAAUUACUACAAAUAAUUUUUUAAAUAAACUAUCAAAAUUUGUUGCUAUGUGUAUAUGUCGACGUGAAAAUUGGGAACAAUUAUUAAAAAUCAAUAAUUUUGAUUAUCAUUUAAAUGAUGAAAAUUUAUUAUAUAAAAAAAUUGAUAAAAUUCUUAUAUCUAUAUAUCAAUCAUAUAAUCAAUAUUUAAAUAAAUGUUUUUGGCCAGGAUGUAAUUCAAAUAAUAAUAGUAAUAUGAUUGAUACUACUACUACUACUACUACUACUACUAAUAAUAAUAAUAAUAACAAUAAUAGCAGUAAUAAGGAUAAUGACGAUGAUAAUGUAAAACAAUAUGAAAACUCUUCGAAAACUUGGUGUAAAUAUUGGUUAUCACAUUUAUGGGAAGCAUGUUUAUCAUUUUAUGCUUAUAUAGAAUGUAAUCAAUCGAAUUGCCCGAUUCAAUCCAAUAAUAAUAAUGAUAAUAAUGAUCAUAUUCAUUGUCGUUUUUGGCCAAAAUGUAAUUUUAUUAAUUUAUCAAAUCAAUUAAAUUUUCAAAUAUUAUAUAAACAUUUUCUUUCACAUAAUGAAUAUUUAAUUAAUAAUUCAUUAAAUUAUAUUGAAAAUCAAAAUCAAUAUCAUGUUACCAUAGAUACAACAUAUAAUCAUUUAAUAAAUCCAAAACGUAGAGGUAGACCACCAAAAUAUGCUAAACAUAUAUAUGUUCCACAUAUUAAUCCACCUGAAAAUUUAUGUAUAGAUAACAAAUAUACUAUUGAUUUAACAUAUUCAAUGUUUUUUGAUUCAAUAGAAAAUAAUAUUGAUCAAAAUGUAUUAUGUAAUCAUGUUAGCAACUAUAAUACUAUAUUAUUACGUAAUAAUAAUAAUAAUAAUAAUAAUAAUGAGAAAGAACAAAAUCAAUUUAAACAUAUAAAAUAUGCUGUAAAAUUAUUUUUACCUAAUGAAAUUUGUCCAGAUAUUAAUUGUCCUUAUUAUAUAACCCAUGAACAACAUUAUCAUUGUGUUAAACCAAGAUGUUAUAUGUCUACUAAUAGAUUAGAUUUAAUAAAUAUGCAUCGUCGUGAAUUUCAUCAACAUACUAUAAUAGAAAAAGGAUUUGAAUAUUAUGAUAUUAGUAUUGAUUGUCGUCGUCCAUUAUGUCAUAAUAAUAAAAUAAAUAAACAUUUUCAUUGUAUUUAUCCAAAUUGUGAUUAUACAUUUAUACGUGCUAGUACAAUGCAACAACAUUUAAAAAAACAUACAGAAAAUUUAAAAACUACACAAAAUAAAAAUCAAUCAAUUGUUUCUAUGGCAACAAAUAAUUCAUUAGAUAUAUGUAAAUCAACAAUAAAAUUAAAUACAUCAUCAAAUAUAGAUAUUAAUAUGAUGAAUAAUUCAAAUAAUAUAAAAUCAAUCAAUUCAUUACAUCCAAUUGAUAUACAUUCAGAACAAUUAUCUAUACCAUUAUGUAAUUAUCAAAAUGAAAACUUGUUAAAUCAUCCAUCAUUACCAAUUAACGAUAAUAAUAAUAAUGAUAAUAAUAAUAAUGAUAAUAAUAAUAAUAAGCAUGUGACAAAGAAGGACUGUACAGAAGAUUCAUCAUUACCUGGUUUACAACCUAUUUGGACUGCUGCAAUGGUUACAGCUACUAAUGAUGUAACAAUGGUAUCAAUUAGUUCACCAGUGAAAAUAGAUUGUUCAUCUGAAUGUACAAAUGAAUGUUUAUGAGAUAUUAAUAUUCUAUUCAAUUAAUUAAUAAAAAUGUAUAUAUAUUUAUAUGUAUAUCUUCAAGGAGUCAGUUCAUAUGUUAGUUAGUAUAGAAUAAAAUCUUGUCCAAGAAUUAACUAUCUAUAAUUAAAUCACUAAAAACAGAAUUAACUCCGGUAGAAUAACUCCCACUACUCUCAGUCAAUGAUGAAUUAUUCUUUUUCGCGCCCAAUGAAUGCCUAUCCGUGUAUUACAUACAUACUUGUGAUACGUGAAUGAUAUAUAUUCAUGACUUAAUAAUUCAUUCUUCAUUUAUUUCUUAAAUUGUUUUUGCUUUUAAUUGGUUAUUAAUGUCUACAAGCUAAACAAUAACUAACCAUCUUUUAAUCAGUAUUGUUAUGACUACUUAUUUCAUUUUAAGUAGUAUUAUAUGCAUAUAGCUGUGUAUUUACAAGUGAUGUAUUUAUCAUAAUAAAAGAAUACUUUCAUUAUUCAUAAUUUUCUUUGUAUCCACCGGUUCAUACUGAAUAUAUUUCAUUAAAGAAAACUUAUUCUAUCCUUUUUUUCAUUGUGAACAUGUUUUUAUUGAUUCUUAUUAAGUUCACUGUUAAAAUGUUUUUUUUUUCUCUUUCUCUCGGAUCUUUACUCAUCGUUUAAAAGACAAACAUGAAAAAUUGUUCGUUUUGUAUACAAUAAUUACAAUUAUCAGCUUUUCAUUUGAUUAUUGAUUCAUAGUAUUAUUUAUUCUCAAAUAUUUCUUUGAUAUCUGCUUACUACUUAUUAAUUAAGUAUAGUAGUAUAAAACAAAAGCCUUUAAAUUGUAAAAGUAUGUUGGCGUUAAGACGCUCUUUUUUUCCCUAGUGUUACAUUUACCUAUCUACCU